AUGUCUCGGAGUGCAUUUUUGAUUUUCCUCGGUCUGACUUUGUGCUUCGCACAAACCGCAUACUCGCAAAACGUAACUGGGGCAGAAGAACUGUGUCAAUUGCCGCCAAGACCCGGGAGCGGGAAUCAGACCACUGAACAACUGACCACCGAAGGCGAACAGACAAAUGUCACUUCUGUACCCAUAGUGCCGUUGCCCGGAGGUGGAAAUGGGACAACCGAGUAUACGACUCAAUAUGUCCCGGAUUUGGGCAAUGGUACAACCGCAUAUCCUCCACCGUUCGUGAGUGAGAAUCAGACAACCGAAUAUUACCCGGAAUUAGGAAAUGAUACAACAACGGAAUUUCCACCGUACUUUGGUAAUGGAACAACCGAGUUUCCGGGUGAUCUUGGGAAUGGCACAGAGAGCUACCCGGAGGACAUUGAUCCAGGUUUCGGUGUACCUCACCCGAACGGAACAUUCCCGGGCUGGUUUCCAGGACACAAGCCUACUCGACCAUGUUUUCUAAAGGACAGCUGUUGGUUUAUCCUUUUGACCUAUAUGCGAAUUAUUGCUCACCUAUUCGUCAAAACCGGUCACAUCAUGAUGGAUUCUGGAGAUGCGAUUCAAAAGCUUUUGGUAGAAUAUAAGCAACGGGGUGUGCCCACGGCAUAA
Echinostoma caproni is the source of this 654-nucleotide messenger RNA. Lineage: Eukaryota; Metazoa; Platyhelminthes; Trematoda; Plagiorchiida; Echinostomatidae. The record is from the annotation of a GenBank genome assembly.